GUGUUCUCUCCGCUCAGCAUAUUGGCUUUGAGACUUAGAACCAUGGAGACCAGGUGAGCACGACUUGAACACGGUGAAGCCGUGCUUCAUGUUUCUCUUGGCCUGGCUCCUCUUCCUCGGUGCCGAUGCACAGACCUGCCUGCCCGAUGCCAUUCCCAGGGAGCAACGACAGAACAUUUCCAUGAAUGGUGUGUCCAUGCCCAUUGGCAUUACCUUCGGCGAUUGGGAUUCGGCGAAGGUGAUGGGGGAGGUCUAUGGUAUUUUGACCUCCGAAGUCUUGGGCUAUCACACUCAGAAGCAAUUGCGCGCAGGCAGCAGUGACAAUCUCCACUGCUUAGGAGGUUGUCCGGUCACCGCGGGACUGUUGGAGAACUGCACUUGGCCGCCUCUUUGCCACGUUGCCUUGGAGAACUGGGAGGGAUCAUUUGCAUCGACAUCCUGGCUUCAGAAAGAGGAAGCUUUGGGCGAGCGACGCCCAAAGAAUUUGGGCAGUUUGGGCUACUUGGGUAUCGAUGGCCUGUAUGUCCUGGGCAUUGCACGACGCAAGAGCCGGGCCGACACAGGCAUCCACAUGAGUUACUAUGGCAAUCUCAAUGCUUCGUGGUUCCACCCAGAGAAGUAUGCGGCCAACAUCAGUGAGGUGGAUUUGAACGAUCUUGCCACAUGCGCAGACGGUGUGGAUCUCGGCUAUCCUUUGACUGCAGAGAUCUACUUGGCCAUCACCGGGGAUUCCCUGGGCGUUCGAACCGAUCCAGCCUCCGGCCGGAUCAUGAUGAAUUGCUGGCAAGAAAAGUGGUUCUUAUCUGCAGCAUGCCGAGAUGUACCAUCAAGUUGUAUUGCUGCGGUGACUGCUGGUCAGGGAUGGGGCAUACGAGAAAUGAGUCAGCAGGCAUUCUUCCACAACAUGCCACUGGCGUUUGCUACCGCUGCAGACUAUGCCACCUAUUUGAGGAUCAACAAGGAUCUCCAGUCCAUGGCCUAUUGGUGGAGUCCAGACUCAUCAUUUGUGCUCUAUGAGCCCGCUUUGGUGGAGCUUCCUCCAUAUAGCAAAUCUGAGUACAAGCAGAACCUGUUCCAGUCCCAGAACGAAGCUUCCGUGCUCGCCACGCACGUGGCGGCCGGCUUUGACCUUGCAGCCGAUCGAGCCUAUGGCCUGGCACGGAACGUGCGGAUCUCCGACAGCGACAUGCAAGCCUUGCUUUUGAUUCUCGCGCAGACGGCUGCCAGUGACUACUGGGGUACGGCCUGUACAUGGCUCCAAGCGAACCGGAACUUCUGGGCGGAAUGGAUUCCGGACAAGACGGUGUGCUCCAUCGGUAAGGGCCUGGUGAACUUGCAAGGGGACUUCGUGAUGUCCCGGGCGGACGCCGUGGACUGCGCGAUUUGUCCUGCGGGACGUACUUCGCUCAAGUCCAUGGAGACUCGCAUUUGCCGUCCCUGUGCACCCGGCAGCUUCCAGAACACCUUCGGAUCCUCCGAAUGCCGCCUGUGCGAGCUGGGGACCAUCGCCCAGGCCGAUGGCGCCACACGGUGUGAGCCCUGUGGCCUGGGAGAAUACGCCAACAGCAGCGGCAUGAGCAGCUGCUACCGGUGUGGCAGUGGCAGUGGCCAGGAGAGUUGGUGGACGACGAGUCAGGAAGUCACCUCCGAGGGGAAGCUGGUGGUGAUUCAGUUGCAGGGCGCCACCUCGCAGUCUUUUUGCCGCUGUGAUCGUGGCAGCUUCCUGUGGCAGGGCCGGUGUGAGGAGUGCUCCGAAGGCUCCAGUUGUCCUGGUGCCAAUCGCUUAGAGCUGCUGCCCGGCUACUUCUCCAAGCCUUCGGCACCUCUGGAGGUCUACAACUGCUUUGACCAACGGAUUUGCCCAGGCGGCCCACCGGGAACCUGCGCGGCCAACCGCGAUGAGUCGGGCUUUGCCUGUGUGAACUGCAAGGAGGGCUUCCGCGAAGGGAGCGACCGGCAAUGCGAGCUGUGCACCGAUGGCGACUUUUUCUUUUUUGCCUUGGUCAUCGUCCUGCUGCUAGGUGCAGUGGCAUUCUUGUAUUUGAUGCUGCUUUAUGAGUCCAUCUCGAAGCAGCCCAGCUCCAUGUUGGUCAUCGCUUCGGGCUUUCAGCAACUCAUCACCAUGGUCCAGAUCCUCUCAGUGCUGCGCCGCUUCGAGAUUGAUUGGCGAGAGCCCUUCGCGAGCAUUUUGGUCUUUCUAGAGGUCCUCAGCGUUGAUCUUGACAUGCUCUCGAUCAGCUGCGUGGCCACUCUCAGCUCUGUGGCUUUGUUCAGCUUCCGGGCUUUGUUGAUCCCGCUGUUAAUGUUAGUGGCGUUGAUCGUGCACCUGUGCUACCUUUGCUGGUCCCGGUCCCGCAACUUCAGGUGGAGCAACUUGCUCAGGACCGCUGGGAGCAUCUUCUUAAUCUUCUUCAUCGUGCUCUUCUCGAUGCUGCUGGCACCCUUCCAGUGCAACAGCCAUCCCAACGGCGCCUACACCGUCAAGCGCUACAAGACGGUGUUCUGUGAUGGCGAAAGCGAGCACGUGACCAUGUUUGUCAUCGGCGGCUUCUCUUGCCUCAUGCCCAUCUUCUUCUUGGCGGUUUGCACUUGGAUCGUCACAGUGGAACUCCCACGGAGAGUGGCCAGGUCGGAUGCGCAGUUCUUGAGUUCAUGCUCGUUCCUCACGAAGCGCUUUCGUCCCGGCAUGGAGAUCGCCUCGGUGUUCUUUCUGAUCCGAAAUGCUUUGGUGGUGAUGUGUCCCCUGGUCACCAGCACACCUGGCCAGCUGCUGAUGAUGAGCAUUAUUUUAUACAUCAAUCUCACCCUGGUGGCCUACUACAAGCCCUGGCGCUUCACGAUCUGCAACUGGUUGGACAACUUCCUUCUGGGCGGCAUGCUGGUGAUUCUCGACAUGGGCUCCAUUUCGGUGAAGGACUCGGAUCCACAAGUGACGAUCCUGGUGGUGAUGCUUUUUCUAUCCAUGAUGAUUGCAUCCAUUCUGGGGACCAUGGGCCUGGGGAUGUACCGAUACUUCCAGCAGAAGUACCAGAAACAGUUCCGCUACUUCUUGUGCCAUCAGAAGAAUGCCACAGGAUCGAUGGCCAGGCUUCUGAAGAUGGAGCUCGAGCUACGGUUGCCCAAGACGAAGACCUUCAUCGACUGUGAUGACCUCAAUGACCUCACUCGGCUCUUCAGCUAUGUGGGCCAGGAUACGGAGACGUUCCUGGUGCUGUGUAGCCCAGCGAUUCUCACACGGAAGUGGUGCGUGGGCGAGAUGGUCACUGCUAGAGCCAAUGGAGUCCACACCUUGCUGCUUACUUGGCCCCAGUUCAUCAAGCCGGAUGAGAACUUCAUUGAAAACUAUCCCAGGAUCGUCCCGGACAUCAAUGAGCUUACAAAGUACGGCAUCAGCAUGGAGGAUGUCGCGGAGACCUUUCGAUGGCUUAACGAGCGAGACUGCCAAACCAUGCCUGAGAACAUCACACCCACCACGUCGCAUGCCAUGGUCUCUGACCUCGUGGCUGCCAGCCGAACGUCCGGUGGCAGAAAAAGUCGACCGCUACGUGGUCCCUCGCACUUCACGGAGCUGACCACGAACUUCCCGGUGCUGGUCGAUCCGCAGGACACCGAGGCGAUGGCCACUGCCUUGGUGCUUUUAUCUUUGUUGAAGCCACGCUUGCUGGGCACCAGUUUGCCACUUCCUUCAGUGCUACCGGCGGGCAAGGAGGUGUCGGAGAAGGCGCUACUCUCCAUGGUGAUUUGCAGCAAUCAGUGCUUUAAGUCCGAGCACAUUCAGAAGUGGCUGUUGCAAGCCUGCCGCCGGCCUGAGUGCUGUAUGAUACCGGUCAUUGCCGAGGACGCCUUCCUCCUGCCAACGGCGCCCUUCUUCGCCGAGCUGCGGGCCGCGGCGGUGCUCGAGGAGUCGCAGUUGAUGCUUUAUGUGAUGGUUAUCGGCGCCUUGUUCCAAGAGAUCGCGGUGGUUUUCGUCCCGCAGAACUACUCCUCCACCCAGCAAGACCUGGAACUGCGUGCUGAUCAGGCGGCUUUGAGACUCAUGGCGGAGCUUCAGCCCUUGGCCGUCAAGCUGGGGAAGCUCGAAACAAGGUUGUCAGCCAGAGGAGAAGGCGGAGCUAAGUCCAUUGAUGCAGAGGUGGCAGCGCUCUUGGUUGAAGAGCGUCCAGCCGAGGAUGGCAGCAGGCACAAGGAGGUUGGUCCUCCAGCUCUUGAGCACUUGAGCAAGGACGAUGAUUACUUAGUGGACUUUCCACCUGCGCCAGUCGUCGCUGAGAAGCUUUGAACAGCGCCAGUCGUCGUCGAUGCGGGGACUGCCUCCUGCACAGAAUCUUGAAGCAGG
Messenger RNA from Durusdinium trenchii, 4336 nucleotides. The record is from the annotation of a GenBank genome assembly. Lineage: Eukaryota; Dinophyceae; Suessiales; Symbiodiniaceae.